Molecule: messenger RNA, 2805 nt
Organism: Caenorhabditis angaria
Lineage: Eukaryota; Metazoa; Nematoda; Chromadorea; Rhabditida; Rhabditidae
Source: the annotation of a GenBank genome assembly
AUGUCAUCUUCGGAUCUUCAACAGGUUCAUCCGGAUUCGCCACCAAAUACACCAACAAAAUCAACACAGGCUAAUUGCUAUUGUGGAUCUGUGCCAAUUGGUAAGAGACGCAGAGGGGCUAGAGAAGCUAGGGAAGUUAGAGACGCAGAGGAGCUAGAGAAGCUAGAGAGGCUAGAGAAGCUAGGGAAUCUAGGGUAGAUAGAGACGCAGAGGAGAUAGAGAGGCUAGAGAGGCUAGAGAGGCUAGAGAGGCUAGAGAAGCUAGAGAGGCUAGAGAGGCUAGAGAGGCUAGAGAAGCUGGGAAAUCUAGAGACAAUAUAGUUUACAGAGACGCAGAGAAGCUAGAGAAGCGCAUUUAAUUAGAAAAAAACAACGACACUCCGCUCGUUCAAACAGUCUGUGAAUAUUAAACAACUGGCAAGCGGAGUGUCGUUGUUUUUUUUUGUUUUUUGCCCGUUUUUCGUUGCUAAUUCAAUUUCUGAUGAAUUUGUGAAGUUUUUCUGGAAAUUCUUUAAAAAAAUCAAACUAGACUCUAGUUUUAACAAAAAAUAAAGAAUUUUUGCAGCUCUUUCUGCCAACACACUUGCUGACACCUUGAAAGUCUCUCCACUUUAUAAACAACAAGAGUGAGUUUUUUUCAGAUAUCUAGAUUUUCCUUCAAAAAAAAAUCAAAUUCCAGUUCUGCUCGUUGGAAUGCGGCUGCUCAAGUCUACCGUUCAUCGCGUGCAGUUAGCCCAACUCAAGACGAAAAAUUCACUUUUGAUAUUGCUCCAUCGACAAUCAAUCAAUUGACAAGUCCGAAAUUGUCAACAACAAAGUGAGUUUUAAUUUUUUGGGAGACGCAGAGACAAAAAUAAGCAGUCCCAAAAAUAAGCAGUCCCAAAAAGGUAAGCAGUCCAAAAAAUAUAAGCAGUCCCGAAAAGUUAAGCAGUCCCAAAAAUAUAAGCAGUCCCAAAAAUAUAAGCAGUCCCAAAAAUAAGCAGACACAAAAAUAUAAGCAGUCCCAAAAAGUUAAGCAGUCCCAAAAAGAUAAGCAGUCCCAAAAAGUUAAGCAGUCCCAAAAAUAUAAGCAGUCCCAAAAAUAAGCAGUCCCAAAAAUAAGCAGUCCCAAAAAUAAGCAGUCCCAAAAAGUUAAGCAGUCCUAAAAAAGUUAAGCAGUCCCAAAAAUAUAAGCAGUCCCAAAAAUAAGCAGUCCCAAAAAUAAGCAGUCCCAAAAAUAAGCAGUCCCAAAAAGUUAAGCAGUCCCAAAAAGUUAAGCAGUCCCAAAAAGAUAAGCAGUCCCAAAAAUAAGCAGACACACACACAAAACAUAGCGCAUCGCUUUCCCGCUAGAAAUGUGCGCGUGGCGAAGUGGUAGAGUGUUCUGCCGGCAUCGAUGAGAUGCAGGUUCGAAUCCACCUGCCCGCAGAAAUUUUUUUUUUCGAUUUUUUUUUGAAUGAAAAGUUUCGAAGAGCUGGGAAAUUGUAAACAAAUAUGAGCGCUUUCGAGGUCAAAAACCAAAUCAUUAUUAUUUUUUUCCUGUGCUCUUCCCCAGUUUUUCAUUUUUCUCUUCAUAAUAUUAUUUUUUCCCCACAGAACUCCAAUAUCAUUGGAAGAUAUUGCUGAUAUGAAUCGUCGUCGUCAUGACAUCGAAGGUGGUGUUCUUCCACCAUGUCCUGGUGUCGGACCACUCGAACUUGAAGCAAUCGCAGCUGUUCAUGAAUUGGCGCAAGAAGUUCAGGAUAUUAGUGUUUCGGAAAUGUUGCCGAGGACCAGUGAUUUGAUUUUUGUUAAUGUUAAAACACAGGAAGGUUGGUUUUUUGGACACUCUGAAGUAUUUUGUAGGAUUUCUGAAAUUUUUAGAUUUAAAAAUAUAAAAAAUUCUGAAAUUGUUUCCCUGAAGCUUGAAUUUCAAUUUGAAAAAUGUUGAAAAACAGUUUUCAAAUUUAAUUUUCUUUUCGGAAUUUCUGAAAUUUGGUUUCAUAAAUUUUUUUUGAAAAUCUAAAAAUCCACGUGGCAUAUUUUAAUCCAAUUUUUAAAGAAUAUUUUCAGAAUUUGUCAUGGGAACAAAAUUAAAGUUUGAAAAAUCUUGAAUUCAAAAAUUUUUUCACUGAAGCCAAGUUUUCAUAUUCUGAAUUUAAAUAAAAUUUUUAAAACUUUAAAUAUUUAAAUUUUAAAAUUCAGAUUUUCAAAGUAGAUUUUUCUUGGAAAAUUUUUUGACAGGUAAAAUUUCCAAAUCAAACCUGAAAGAUUUUCAGAGUUUUUUUCUCCAAAUUUUGAAUUGGAAAAUUGAAAUUUGUAUUUUUUUUUGGAUUUCUGGAUUUUUAUUUACUUUGGAAAAUUUUGAAGUUCAAAAAACAGUCUGAAAAUCCACGUGGCAAAUUUCAGGUCUGAAAUUCAAGAUUUUCAAUUUCAAAUUUUCCAGGCUGCCCCUACACUUUGGAACUGACAAUGAAAGGCUGGCGAAUCGCCUCAUCUCACACAGAUUGUAUGAAUGGAGACUACACUAAGGUAACCUUAAUUUUUAAGGCCUUAAAUUUAGAGAUUUAAAUUUAGAGGCCGAAAUUUAGAGCUCAAAUUUUAGAGAUUAAAAAAAUUGUUUUUUUUUAGAAAUUUUUAUUUAAAGACCUAAAUUUAUUCCAAACCCUAAAUUUAGAGCCUUAAAUUUAAGGUUCACCCUAAAUUACCCUAAUUCCAGAUAUCUCUCCACACAAAAUACUACAAAAAUGCGCGAGAAUUGCUGAAAUUCAUCUCACCCGAUCAUACAACUCGCUUCAAUGAAUCGGUGGCUGAAAAAUUGACAAGACUCGCUGGAAUUACAGCAUAA